AUGGCCGAGGCCUCGCUGCAGGAUCGCCUUCGCGAUCAUGCAAAGGCCUUUGAUGGCCUCCUCAGCCUGAUUCCGGCUAAGAUGUACUAUGGAGAAGACAACAGCGAUCAAUGGCAGCGAAAGAAGCAGACGAAGCAAGAGGCCGCCGCCGCCCGGAGAGGCAAGCUGGACCCCGACAGCGAGCUCAACCGCAACGCGAAGGAGGUCAUGGACGAGCGCGCCAAGAACAAGAGAAAGCUGCGUGAAAUGGAGCAGGAGCAGCAGGACGAUGAUGACGACGACGCCAACCCCGACGAGUCGUUCGACGCUCCCGAGGGCGUCGAAGUCGAGAAGCCCGGCGAGGGCCUAAGGAGAAAGACGGAGGAGAGCAACAAGAAGCAGAAGCUCGACGCUGAAAAGGACAACGAAGCCGCGGAGUCCAGCGAGCCAGCGCUCAAGCUGUCCAAGAAGGAGCAGAAGAAGGCGGCCAAGAAGGAAAAGAAGGCCGAGAAGAAAGCCGAGCAGAAGGCGAAGCGCGCAGAUGAGCCGCCCACGCCCGCAAAGGAGGAUGUAGCCAGCACAAAGGACACCAACAGCACACCUGCCAGCAGCAAAAAGCAAAAGGCAAAGAAGGCCAAGGCUGAUGCGACGCCGUCAAAACCACAGCCGACUGCGCCGCAGCAAGUCGACGAGAUGGAUGUGGACGCCACUCCAAAGCCCGAUGCGCCCGCCCUGUCACUCGAUACCACGAUGGAGGAGAAGCCAAAGGAUCACGAGGACGAGGAGUCUGCGUCGGAAUCCGAUCACCCGUCGCCAAUGUUCGACAUGGGCGAGCCCGAGGAGUCCGUCAACGGCGCCUCUGCCGAACCCGCCAGCACUACAACAUCCAUCUCCUCCGCCGUCCCUCCGUCCGAGAAGCCGAAGCAGAUCAAGAUUCCGGCCGACACCACGGCGCUGAAAGCCCGGCUCGCAGCCAAAAUUGCGGCCCUGAGAGCGGCUAGAAAAGCCGACGGCCCCGACGGAAAGCCGAUCCGCACCCGACAGGAGCUCAUCGAGUCGAGACGGGUGAAGCAGGCCCAGCGCAAGGCACAUAAGAAGGAGCUGAGGCAGCAAGCCAAGCUGGAGGAGGAGCGGAAGCGCGAGGAGGCCCUCGCGUCUAACUCUCCCGGGGUCAUGAGCCCCGCUGUUGAGCUGGAUGAGAACGGCAGCUUCUCCUUCGGACGAGUGGCGUUCGGCGACGGUUCGCAAAUGUCUCACGACCUCAGCUACGUCCUCAACCAGGGAAAGAAGAAAGGCCCAUCCGACCCCAAGACCGCGCUGCUCAAGGUGCAGAACCAGAAGAAGCGCCUACAGGAGCUCGACAGCGAGAAGCGCGGCGAGAUCGCCGAGAAGGAGGCCUGGCUGACGGCCCGGCGCCGCAUCGAAGGCGAGAAGAUCCGCGACGACGAGGCCAUGCUCAAGAAGGCGGUGAAGCGCAAGGAGACGGCCAAGAAGAAGAGCGAGAAGGCCUGGAAGGAGCGCGCGAGGGGCGUCGACCAGGCCCAGAAGGAGCGGCAGAAGAAGCGCGAGGAGAACCUCCAGAAGCGCCGCGACGAGAAGGCCAUGGGCAAGGCCGGCAAGAAGAAGGGCGGCGCCAAGAAGAAGAAGGGCGGCCGGCCGGGCUUCGAGGGCAGCCUCGGCGUCGCGGGCCGGAGGAAGUAA
This is a messenger RNA of Purpureocillium lilacinum, 1680 nucleotides long. RefSeq lists its product as uncharacterized. Gene Ontology annotation, biological process: ribosomal small subunit biogenesis; ribosomal large subunit biogenesis. Gene Ontology annotation, molecular function: DNA binding; RNA binding. Gene Ontology annotation, cellular component: nucleolus. NCBI's taxonomy places the organism in Eukaryota, Fungi, Ascomycota, Sordariomycetes, Hypocreales, Ophiocordycipitaceae. The record is from RefSeq and is a predicted model, not a curated record.